AUGUCGAUACCAGGACUAGGAGAGAUACCGUCGGCCGUAAGCCGCUCCAAUCUAGGUUAUUUUGAACAAUUAGCUAAUAUUCAACAGGCAGCCCCGGUUAUAACAUCUUCCUCUGCCGCAGCACCGACUACAACGGAGAUUCUCGAACCUUUCUGGGAGUAUCGCUUCGAGGUCCCUCAUGGUUCGACUCUAGACAUAAAAUUAAUCUCUGGUACUGCAGAGAAAGAUGGCACCGAGCUUGCUCCAAAUACACCCUAUACUUUCACCGCGACCAAGUCUAAGAUAAAUACCUGGCAUGGAUGUGCACUCGAAAUCUCCUCCACCGGUAACUACGAUGCCUACACCUCAGAGCCGACAGCAGAGGAGACCCCCAUGGUUAGCUACCUAAAUCUGCACUUCAAACUUGAGGCGCUUCGGACAGCUGCGGAUAAGACAAAACAAAUAGGGCCGCGAAUACUUGUCGUGGGACCGCCCAACGCGGGCAAGACAAGUUUAGUGAAGAUGCUUACGGGGUGGGCAACGCGCAUGGGGCGCCAGCCCCUUGUGGUAAAUACAGAUUGUCGCGAGGGCAUGCUCGCUCUACCGGGAUCUCUGAGCGCGGCUGUAUUCGCGACCAUUAUUGAUAUCACAACGGACUGGGGAAACACACCGAGUAGCGGGCCAAGUGCUGUGCCGGUAAAACUGCCGCUGGUAUACAAUUACGGAUUAGGACAACCUGAGGAAAAUAUGCGGCUUUAUAAGAGAUUAUUGAGUAGACUAGCUGUAACAGCGACCUCGCGACUUACCGAGGAUCCCGAUGUAAAGACAGCAGGACUGCUGAUUGACACCGGUGGGAUCAAUGUUUCUAAGGGAGGCUAUGAUCAUAUAGCACAUAUAGUCGCUGAGUUCUCUGUCAAUAUUGUGCUCGUGAUAGGUUCAGAACGUAUCAGCAGCGAGAUGCAAAAGAAAUUUGCUGGGCAGAAGACCAGUCUAGAUGAACCAAUCACCAUUGUUAGUCUAGAUAAAUCUGGUGGCGUUGUGGAAAGAGAUACUGGGUUCCUACAACAGGUUCAUGAAGCAGCUAUUAAGGAGUAUUUCUUCGGUGAUACGAAUACUACGCUGAGCCCCUUUACGCAGCAAGUUGACUUCUCAGCCUUGUCGAUCUGGAAAGUUAACCAAGCAUCUGCCUCGGCGACACUAGAAGACGACAUAUAUAGCGACACAAUGCUUGAGAAAAUCGAGCCGUCGCUUAUGAUACAAAAUUGUGUCCUAUCAGUUAUAUGUGCAUCAGUCCACGACUCAGCAGACAUGAUCCGCGACUCCAACGUUAUGGGCUACGUAUAUGUGGCCGAGGUCGAUGAAAAGCGACGAAAACUCAAGAUUCUAGCUCCUAUUGCGAGAGCCCGUGGCGUUGGCUUAAUAGUCACUGCUGGCGUGACUUUUCUGUUUGCCUUCUUCAUCCUCGCCCAUCUGUUGAUUCGGACCAGUCAGUCGAUCGACGAGUUGAAGCGUCCAACCAUGUGGAAAGAUAUCUUCCCCGCAGGGCUGCUGUCCCUAGGAUUAGCUGGCCAGACAUCCGCUACCCUCCUUUAUGUGUCCUCCUAUGCUGGUACCGUCACGACUUUACGUCUAACCCUGCCUGACGACGGCUCCGCCACCGCUGCUGCUGCUACCCUUGAGAAUAUCUCCAACUCGACGGGCUGUGGCCCGAAUCCGUCAUGGCUCUCGCUCGACUAUUCCAAAAACUUCCUCUUCUGUCUGGAUGAGGGUUUCAACGGUCCUUACGGAGGCGUGACCACCUUCUUCACUGACGAUGACGGAACGCUGACCACGUUGGACAAGCUUGAUGUGAUACAAGGGCCAGUUAGUAUCGCUGAGUUCGGCGUUGGUGGGAGCGGACUUGCCAUAGCACACUAUUCUGGUUCUAGCGUCAGCGUCGUUGGCUUCAAUGCCGAGGGCAAUCUCACUCUGGUGUACAAUGAGACUUAUACGCUCGAUGGACCCGGUCCCAACCCCGAACGACAGGAGGCGCCUCAUCCACACGAAUCUAUCUUAGACCCUACCGCGUCGUACGUCCUGGUACCGGAUCUAGGUGCUGACCUCGUCCGCAUCUACCAAGCCGAUGCUAGCACCCUCGGUUUGACACCUAUCGCCCCUCUCGCCGUACGGCCCGGGUCUGGGCCAAGGCAUGGCGCAUUCACGGUAACGUCAGAGAAGACUUACUUCUACCUGGUCUCUGAACUCGGUAACACGAUUACGGGGUAUGAGGUCAUAUACAACGAAAAUAAGACUCUCGGCUUUAACGAGUUAUUCUUCAUCCCUACGCACGGCGAGGAGAGGAAGUUACCAGAAAAGACAGGCGCGGCUGAGAUUCUCGUGUCGCCCGAUGGAAAUUUCUUGAUCGUAUCAUCUCGCUGGGAGGAUUCGUUUAACAUCACAAACUUCGAUCCUAGUAACAGCACUGAGAUCCCUUCAGAUCCACUCAUAACUUAUUCGAUUGACCGCGCAACUGGAAACUUGGCGAAAGUGCAGGAAUUCGCAGCUGGCGGUAGGGUACCCCGGCACUUCUCCAUCAACGCGGACGGCAACUUGGCAGCCGUAUCACUACAGGGGGACGGCCGCGUCGUUUUGAUCGAUCGCGAUGUCGAGACCGGGUUAUUCAAGAAUUACGUCGCGUAUGCGGAUAUUGAAGGCGAAGUGACUGCGGCCAUCUUCCGCGAGGAUUAUCAUACAAUCUAG
Daldinia childiae is the source of this 2718-nucleotide messenger RNA. RefSeq names its product mRNA cleavage and polyadenylation factor clp1. NCBI's taxonomy places the organism in Eukaryota, Fungi, Ascomycota, Sordariomycetes, Xylariales, Hypoxylaceae. Gene Ontology annotation, molecular function: polynucleotide 5'-hydroxyl-kinase activity; protein binding. The coding region runs from base 1 to 2718 and encodes 905 amino acids. The record is from RefSeq and is a predicted model, not a curated record. Gene Ontology annotation, biological process: tRNA splicing, via endonucleolytic cleavage and ligation. The transcript is spliced from 6 exons. Gene Ontology annotation, cellular component: mRNA cleavage factor complex; nucleus.